Molecule: messenger RNA, 1215 nt
Organism: Capsicum annuum
Lineage: Eukaryota; Viridiplantae; Streptophyta; Magnoliopsida; Solanales; Solanaceae
Product: protein NRT1/ PTR FAMILY 1.1
Exons: 3
Coding region: 78-494 (138 amino acids)
Cellular component (GO): plasma membrane
Source: RefSeq, a predicted model, not a curated record
CCUACCCCUCUCUCUUUUAGGUCAUAUUAAAGUCAAACGUGAACUGAAGAGGGAAAAAACACACAGUGAUAGUGAAAAUGGACACAGAAACACAAGUUGAAGAGAACUCAAGAAAAGGUGGUCUUAGAACCAUGCCUUUCAUCAUUGUGAAUGAAUCAUUUGAAAGGGUAGCAAGUUAUGGUUUACAAACAAACAUGAUAAUAUACUUGAUGAAAUAUUAUCACAUGAGUGCUGCCACUGGAACUAGCAUUCUUGGAAUAUGGACUGCACUUUCAAAUGGUUUGGCUAUUGUAGGGGCCAUUAUUUCUGAUUCUUAUUUGGGAAGGUUCAAGGCUGUUGCUUUUGGAUCCAUCUCCACUCUUAUUUCUACUGCAGUUGGUAUUAUUGUGAAGGAGUACUGGUUCAGGGCUGUUGCCUUUGGAUCCAUCUCCAUUCUUAUUGUAAGUUAUGCCAUUUCACAGUUUCAACAAGAUAAAUUUCUUUUGCAAUACUAAUUGUUCCAUCAGUUAAGAGUCAAUUUGGAGUUCAUUGUUUGAUUUAGUUAUAAGAGUAUAGUUAAUUUUUCUAAAGGGAAAAGGAUAAAAAAUACCCUUCUACUUUAAUUAAUUAGUUAACUUUACCCUUUGUAAUAAUGUGAGGUUAAAUUUACCCUUACUAUGAUCAAACUAAACAAAAUUGCCCCCCAAUUGGAUGGAAUCCACCCAAAAUAACUAAUUUCAAUUAACCUAAUAGUUUUCCUCAUCUAAUCCUUUAAUCAACCAAACCCAUCUAAUUAACUUAAUCCUCUUCUCAAACACACACCCAUUUUCUCCAAAUCAAUUGCCAUGUCAAGAAAUCAAUAUAAAUCAGGUUGGGUGGACUCGUCGAGAUCGAAGGAGUACGAGAGAGCGGAGCUAGUGCAAAGAGAGUUGUCUUUUUAGUGCUUGACGACUUGUUUGAGGCAGAUGAUUUGGGUAAGCCAUUGUUGAGCUGCUCUAUCUGGUAGGGUGUGUGUGCUAAGUGCGAAAGGAGAGAGAGAGUAAGUGAAGAAGCGGAGAGCGACUCUGCCUCUACAUUGUGAUGUAUCAGAAAAAGGUUGAUUUCGUUGUGACAUCAUCACUGCUUUGCCAUUGAUAUCAUUUGGUUACCACAUCAGUUGGAUAUUUUUAUUGGAAGCAAUCAGGUGUGGAUUUGGACUUCUGGUAAUUGCUGAAGCAAUAUAGAAUCGGGCGACGG